Messenger RNA from Cydia strobilella, 6425 nucleotides. It is a transcript of the gene asl, whose product is annotated as myosin-9-like. Gene Ontology annotation, molecular function: protein serine/threonine kinase activity. The record is from RefSeq and is a predicted model, not a curated record. Lineage: Eukaryota; Metazoa; Arthropoda; Insecta; Lepidoptera; Tortricidae. Gene Ontology annotation, cellular component: cytoplasm; cytoskeleton. Gene Ontology annotation, biological process: actomyosin structure organization; peptidyl-threonine phosphorylation. The transcript has 19 exons. The coding region runs from base 179 to 3628 and encodes 1149 amino acids.
UGUUGUCAUUGUUGUCAACAAACGACUUGCGACGUCAACGGUUGCUACGCGAAGGUUAGAAAACUAAAAACAUUGGAUAAUUUGUUCAGAUACGACGAAAACUAAUUAAUUAAUCAGUAUUACAUUGAUAUAAUAAUAGUUUUAUGAGUUCCUAUAUAUUUUCGCGUUUCAUUACAUCAUGGAAGGACCGGGUAUGAGUCUGUUCCAAGGGGCCGCCAGCAUUCACAUUAACAACAGUGCUCAGGACAGGCUUGAGGAACAGGAGGAGAUCGAAGACCAGAAACGACGGAAUGAGGAGUUGAAACAUAAACUAGCAAAUGCUUUUGACGAUCUUCAAGAUGAUGACGAAGCGAGUUCAGUGAAUAGCAGUGGCAACUUUACCUUGGAUGCUCAAACUAAUGGAGGUAAUGGACAUCCAAAUCAUCCUAGGACUGGCUUGCCCCCAAGUUAUGUGGAUUCUCUUAACCACCUUAAAGAACUGCAGCACACUAGGGACUCGCCUAAUAUCCAUGAAACCCCAAAAAAUAGACACACUCAAGUUCAACACCAUGAAGACCCAGUGAAACUCCAGUUUAGCCCCUAUGGGGCAGGUGAUGGGCAAAACCACUAUUAUCAACAGGAAUAUAGGGGACAUUUGAAUGGAAUAAACAAUAUUGAUGCAAAACAAGAAUACAUGAAUAAUGAAAAACUUAAGGUGAUGUAUGAGAUGCGUGAAAAAGAAUGUCAACAGUUAGCAGCACAGAUGGAAAAGCUUGACACAGAAAUUGACAGUCUCCGUGCCAGACUUGCAGCUGCCGUCAAUGACAGGGACAAGUCUGAGCUGUCACUGCAAGAAGCACACCACUUACUGGCUUCCAGUAAACACAAAAUGAUAGAACUAGAACAACAAGUGAUGAGCCUCACGGAGAAGCUGGUGCUAGGCGAGCAGGAGAAGGAGCAAAUGCAGAUGGAACUGCGUGCUGCCAACGUUAGCCUACAGGAGGUGCAGCAACGGUUGCACACUUUCCAGGUUGCUCACACACAUGACACUGAUGCACUGUUUAGAGAACAGCAGGACAGACAUAGAGAGGAAGUCGAUAGACUGCACGCAGAUUUAGCAAAGGCUAAAAGCAGAUUGGAAGAGAAAGCAAGUGAAAUAAAAAUACUCGAAAAGCGGUGCUUAGAAAAAGACAAAGAUAAAGAGGAACUGUUGAUUGACAAAGGGGCAACUAUCAAUAGAUUAGCGAGUGAACUAGAGACGGCGCAGAGUCGACUGGUCAACGGCGAGACCGCGCGGUUAAAGGAGAAGGUAGCGCAGUUGUCCAGUGAGAGGAAUGUUGCCAGGGAACAAGUCAAGGAAUUAGGGUCUAAACUGGAGGUGACGGCACACGAGCUGGUACUCUUCCGAAGUAAGCUGGCCGCCAGCCAGAAGGAGUACGACAGCUGGCGCACCGCGCUACACCAGAUCCUCGUGGACUCGCUCCCAGAAAAUACAUAUCUAGGUGAACCUCCGUCACCUGGUAAAUUAUCGACGCUAAAAGAUGCUCUAAGUAGAUAUAAACAACAGAUUCACAAAGUUUCGGCGUUACAAGAGGAAAUCGCCAAAAGGGACAAAAAACUGGAACAGCACCGAAAGCAAGAAUCCGAGAUGCGAGCCAAAAUAGAGGAGCAGAAAGGCAUCGAGUUGCAGCUAAGCUCGCGCGUGGCCGUGCUUCAGAGCCAGUUAGAGUCGCUCGGCACCGGCGACGACAAGCUCAGCGAGCGCCUGCAGGCCGAGCUCGACCACGUCCGCGCGCAGCUCAGAGAUACGGAGCUGAAGUACACGGAGCUGGAGCUAGAGCACGCCAAGGCGCAGGAGUCGGUGGAGACGCGCGGGUCGCUGUCGGCGGCCGCGCACGCGGACGUGCUGCGCGAGCUGGAGCGCUGCUCGGCGCAGCUGCGCGCCGCGCUAGGCGACAACGCCGAGCUCAAGACUCUCUACCUGCAGGCUUGUAGUACGCGAGAUAGCGCGUCAAGAGAGCUAAAAGACGUCCAAUCUAGAAUACAACAAGAGCGGGAUCUAUACAAGUCACAAGAGAAAGAAUACGUGGAGAGGAUAGAAAAGGAAAGGCAGCAGUUGGAGAAGCUCACCGCGGAGCUCACCAGCUCGAAGGACGAGCUGGAGCGCGCCAACAGGCGGAUAUCGGAGCUACAGAAACAGUUCACUGACAAACAGAAAGAGUUUACUGACAAACUCGACAAAUAUCUUGAAGAUGAAAAAAGUGCAAUGCGAAAAGAAAUGGAACCUUGUGCGCAAUGUGAGAAAAAUUUAAUGCAAAUUCGCCAGCUGAAUGAGCAGCUUAGCAAAUGCAGUGUUAAAUUAGCUACCCAAGAGAGCAACGAAGCUCUGAUGCAGGAGUUAAAAGGCAAGGCGGAGUUCUUCCAGCAGUACAUUCUCGAGCGGUUCAACAAGCUGCGCGACCAGCGCUCCGUCGCCACCAAUACCGACCUCACCGACCACCCCAUCGAGCACAUGGUGCAGACCUGCGACGACGCCAUAGCGACCAAGGUAUGCUUCCAGCAGUACAACCUCGAGCGGUUCAACAAGCUGCGCGACCAGCGCUCCGUCGCCACCAACACCGACCUCACCGACCACCCCAUCGAGCACAUGGUGCAGACCUGCGACGACGCCAUAGCGACCAAGGUAUGCUUCCAGCAGUACAACCUCGAGCGGUUCAACAAGCUGCGCGACCAGCGCUCCGUCGCCACCAACACCGACCUCACCGACCACCCCAUCGAGCACAUGGUGCAGACCUGCGACGACGCCAUAGCGACCAAGACUGCUCUCAUGAUGAAAGAAAAAGCCAUACGAGAUCAAAUAGCAGAAAAGUUCACUCUAGAGAUGAAAACUGCGGAAAUGAACUGCGCGCGGCGGCUGAAAGAAAUGGAAAACGAGCAAAUAACCACCGUCACUAAACUAAAGGAGCUGUUAGAGAGGAAAAUGCAGGAAGUAGAGACCCUCAAACAGUUCAUAUUGACAGAGAGAGCCAAGGUGUCGCAGAUACUCGAGUCGAAAGAGAACGAAAUAUCCGUGUUGAUAAGGGAACAUAAUGCGAUACAAGCAGAAUGUGAAAAAACUAGGGACAUCCUCAAUGAGUGGAAGAUCAAGGCCGAGAAAUACGAGAAAAAGAUACAGCGGUUAGAUUUACUUAAACAAGAAAAAGAGGAGUUGGAACACAGUCACAGUUCUUGUGAAAAGGAAUUGAGAAAUGUGAAAAGUAAAAUAAAUAGUUUACAAAGAAAAGUAGCUACUUCAGAGCAGAGUUACGAAAGCUUGCAGGCCGAGCACCGAACCUUGUUGGAGAAGUACAAAAAUGCUAAAAAAACUAUAAUGACUCAUAAGGAAUAUAUAUCAAAAAAAGACGCCCAUAUUAAUAACGAAUUUAACAGAAUUCAAGAUGAGUACAGAAAAAUCUUCUUGAAAAUGCAAAGUCAGAUAACCUAUCUUUCCAACUGUCGGGUACAGGAGGAAAAAACUAAUGGAAGACCCGCUACGCCCACGAAUCACUAUGAGUUUGCAGAAAAAAUAAAUAAGUUGACCAAGGAGUUCGCAGAGCUCACUCAGUCUACAGCUGCGAUGACCAGUCACUAUCCGGAUGCCAACAAAUGAGACUCAUUGUUAAGGUAUAACGAAUCAUAUUCAGUUCAGAUAAUUGAAAGAAAGAGAUAAAAUGUAUUGCAAAUUUUUGUGAUAGAUUUUUCGGUGAAUUAAAAGUAACAUUCGAGGUCAUAAUUCAGUGUAACUUAAAAAAAACUUCUUAAUUAAUGAUUGCACGGAUAAAUUCUAUAUCUGGUUUAAUUUAUUGCCCGUAUUGGAUUUACACACUGUAUAAUUGUAUAUCACCUCUCAACUAAUGUUGCCAGUGUAUCAUUGUCACUUAAUUUAGGGUUUUUUUUAAUUCUUAAAUUACCCCGUUUGCGUUUAUAUAAUAAUUCCAACACAUUUUACGUUUCAUAUACGUACGUAUGUAUGUAAGACUUCCAAUACUGGGAUCCCGUCUUUUUAAACGCCUUUUUCAAUACCUGUAUUUUCAAAAACAAGGAAAAUAUGCAGUAUAAACCCUUUAUAUCCAUUAGAAUGAUCAUAUUCGGCUGUGGCUGUCUGUACCAAGAAGCUUACUAUACGUCAGACGCUCAGACGCAUCUAACUGGCAUCGAGCCCUCAUUUUAUUAUUAAAACAAGAUCAUCGCCUAUGCGUCAGAUAAAUAUUUAAUGGCUGGUGGUGGAUGAAUAUGAUGCUAGUGACAUUAAUAUAAUUAGCUCUUAAAUUUUUAUCAAAAACUGAAAAGUAAAGAGCAAGGAACCACCAAAUUUGAAAUUUUUUUUUUGGCAAUUUUGGACAUAUCUGGUGUUAAAGUGAGCCUUUUUAAUUCCCCUUUUUAAUAAAAGUUUUAUGACCUAGAUAUUUUUUUAGAUAAAUUAAUAAUUUGCUACAUACAAUACAAUAAAAAAUAUAAUAAUAAAAUGUUAUGAGUAAGCUAUUGAUAUGCUGUGCCCUUACAGGGUCCAUGUGAGACAUUGUAUAUUAUAAUUUACAUAUAUACUGUACCAUGGUUGCAAUAAAGAAUUAUGAAUUAUGACAAAACUAUAAAUUUUUAGGCGAUUCAUAUUCAAUACCGGGAUCCCGGUAUUGAUGAGGACAGUUUCGAUAUUAAUACCGGUAUUGUGAGAAGUCCGGUAUUUGGAAGCCCUAUUACAGACGCAACGCACAAAAAAAAGGCAAAAGUAGGUACCCACGAGUUACUUUGUAUUCGUCCGAUUUGUUUGUUUUUGGACAAACAGCCUUUUCACGAUAAGACUUCUUGUCCGACUAGUUUAAGCUAGUUAUUACGAAGUAUUUAAGGUUUAAAGAUAUUGUUUAGAACAAUAUCUGGCUCUGUUAGAAACAGAAUCUGCAUGAAGUCAAGCUUCAUUUGUCAAGUUCAAGCGCACUUUUUUAUAUAUGGCAAUCGACCUAAAUGUGUGCUAUGUGAUUUAGGUCUCCUUUGACCGACAAAGACGUCAACUGACGUGCUCGGUUACAGUGUAAUUUCAACCUUUGUGCAAUCCGAUAAGGCGCAACAAUGGCGCGUUGUGUAGUUUGCGGCGUUCAAAGGAUUAAAAUAAUUAUCACAGACUGAAAAUCGAAAUCAGAAAUGAAAAAUAAUGUCUUGUAAGUAACAAAUGCCGCCGAGCAGGCUCGAACCAGGAUAAACGCGCAUAGCGCAGCUGGCGCUAAAAUCUUUUAAGGUCAUAACUGACAGGUUAGCUUAUAUGACUUCGUAUUCAAGGUUUGAGUUUUAAACAUAUACCAAUGAGGGCUAUCGUUUUUUUGCUCACCAGUUGGCGCCUCUGUUGACGGUGGUCCAAAAUACUAAAGAACAGCUGUCAGUCAUUGAAGUGACAAGUGACAUUUGACAUUUCGAACUAUGGAAAAGACCACCAUCUACACUAGCGCCCCUAGCGGCGAAUUCAUACACGUUAGCCCUCAUUUCUUGUAUAUGGAGUUAUUGUUUGUAAAUUGAAAAAUAUAUUUUGAGAAUUUUAAUUCAUAACAUAUAAUUAUCUAAUCUAUAAAAAUGUGGUUCAUGACAUUAGCACUACGACAGCAAAGACAACAAUAGUGUUGGUUGAAAACUAUUUCAAGCUCCCUCUGUAGUGAGCGAGAGGCAGUUUUCCCCCAUUAAUGAAUCUGUCUACAUUAUAUUAAUUACUGUGACUUUUAUGAGAAACUUGAAGGUGUUAGGUAUAAUGUAUAUUUGUAUAAUUUAACAAAAGUAACUGAAGAACCAUCGUCAACAUUUUUAUAAACCAACAAUUCGUGAACCUUAUUGCAUAAGCCAGCGGUCGGCAGCAGGCGGCCCGCGAACCUGUCACUUGCGGCCCGCGAGCCUAUUGGCAAACGACAAUGUCUAAUAAAGUCACAAAUAUUAACAAAGUGCGGCCCGCAUCAACUUCGUUAACUACCAUGUGGCCCUUGGCUGCUAAGAGGUUGCCGACCGCUGGCAUAAGCUAUAAGGUCCACCAUUGGUUAGUUAAGAGUGUUACUGUUAAAACAUGGACUGAUAUAUGUUAGAUGUGAUUAAAAGAGUAAUAUUCCAUGCAAGUAAUCCUGUGAUAGUCAACGCUAAGUACAAUGUAAAUAUACUUAUUAACGUAUUAGUAUUAAUGAAGUGCCAACACUCAACAUUCCUUUGGAUUCCAUGCUCACUAUAUGUUUACAUGCCUUUAUCGUAGAUACUGCCUAUUAGCAGAGUAAAAUAAUAAUGAUGAUGACAUGACGUUCCUUUUUUCAAUAAGUUUUAUUAAUUAUCGCUCAAGCACUGUUGUAUUAAUGACUUGUUUUAAUUAGUAUUAGGAAUUUUAUGAUGUAUUGUUUCUAUUAUGUGUUAAAGGUCUCUCUUCUCUUGAAUAAAAGUGAUACUUU